AAUUUCAUCUGGAUUCCUAUGCAGCGACCACUUAUCGGAUGCUAGUGCCGUUUCCGGUACUGCCGUGUUGCAUGUGCAGUUGUUUUGUGUUGUUAAAUCGUCGAUAGUGUUAGCCGUGCGCUAUGUUUGGCUUCAAGAAACCAGCGCCACCGAAGCGCGAACGAAAGCGCGAUCCUUCAGAGUUAGGAUUAUUUGGUUUAUCGGACGACGUGAGUGGGCUCGGAACGGAUGCAAACGACGGAAGUGAUGACGAUGACGACGCCCUGGAGGCCGAACUGGCUGCCAUUACCGCGAGCAUCGGUGGAGCUCGAAAGCCAAAGCCGGCACUGAAAGCAAAAGGAAUUGUGGCCCCACAAGAGCUUGACGCUAUGGUGGCUGCGAGUUUGCGUGAUAUUGGCAGCGAUGACGAGGGCUCCGAUGAUGGGGACGAUGAUUCUGAGCUACUCAACGAGCUAUCCACCAUCACUGGCGGUGUGUCGCUUGAUGUCGACGACGAGGAUUCCGCCUCCGGCGAAGCACCCGCGGGCAAAAGUGGAAUCGGUGAGCUGGUGUCGCUUAUUAAAUCGCGUAUCAGCAUGUACACUCAGGCGGAGGAAGGGGCCAAGAAAGCGGGUGAUUCCGGCAAGGCACGGCGGUUCAAUCGAGGAUUGAAGACGCUCAAGGAUCAGCUUCGAUUGGCCGAAGCGGGCAAACAUGUGGCCGAAAGUGACAUUCCGCCAGAGGUUAGCGUACCGAAAGCGAGCUCCGGCCCCGUCCGUCCUGCACCACCGCCUCCUGUUGCGCCUGCGAUAGCACAACCGGAACCGAUGGACACAGCUGAAGCCGGCCCUUCAGACUCUCCCCCUCCGGUGCCCGUCCGGCGCCAAGCGAAACCGCCGCCGAUACCUGCACCGAUACUGGAAACUUCUUCCACUCCGGAGAACCCCAAGUUGCUUCUUCUCAAUGAACGGAAACUGCAAUACAAACAAGCGGCACUGACGGCCAAAAAAACAGGCGAUAAUGUUAAGGCACUGGCGUACGUGAAGGUGCUGAAACAGUUCGACGUGGUAAUUCAAGCACUGGCGAACGGCGAAGAAGUGGAUCUAAGCCGAAUGCCACCGCCACCGGAAGCAGUGGAAACAUCGAUAGCCGCAACAAGCCCACCAACGGUGCCUUCCGGAAGCACGGCGAAACAGGAAGAAAAAUUGCAGCAAGAAGCAGAAGUGCCUUCUCCAUCAGUUCCUGUAGCGACCGUCGAACAGCCGGCGGAACAGGAAGAAGCCGACGACGAUAGCGAGGAAAACCUUAUCCAGGCCAACAGCGUGCUGGAAGCACUCGAGCAGCGGUUGGAGAAGUAUAAGUCCGUCGAGCAGGCCGCAAAAGAUGAGGGCAACAGUUCGAAAGCGCGUCGGAUGGGACGUAUUGUGAAGCAGUACCAAGAUGCGCUAAAGCUACACAAGGCCGGCAAACCGAUUCCGAUCGAUGAGCUACCGACGCCACCGGGAUACGGGCCCAUUCCGGUGGAUGGUCCUCCGAAACCACCGGUGGCGGCGGCCCAGAGGGUAGCUCCAGCACCUCCUCCAAAACCGCGGGUACUACCGGUUGCGGCACCGGCGGAAUCGUCCCCCGGAACGAGCAAAGCAUCUCCGAAACCGGCCACUACCCUGUACGAUAAACAGUUAACGGUGCUGUUCGAGCGGCAACAGGAGUACCGUCAGGCGGCGGUGGACGCAAAAAAAGCGGGAGAGUUGGACGAGGCGAAGGAAUUUUUGCGCGUCUUCAAGGGACUGGAAAAGAUGGCGGAAAUAGCCCGGGCCGGUGGGCGGGUUGAUCUGAGCACGAUUCCGAUUUCACCCGGCAAACGAAACGCGCUCGAGGCAUCGUUUACCAUCGUCAACACGGAGGACUGCGAUCAGCCGGAGACACCCGAGCAAGACGUGGACGGUGAGACACGGAUCCGGCUCGAGGAGCAGCUGUCGAAGCAGCUGAUCUUGUGUCGCAAUACACGGGACCACCAUCGGGCCAUCGGGGACAUUGCGGGGAUGAACAAGUUCGAAAAUCUCGCCCUCAACGUGCAGAAGGAUCUGGACCUCGUACGGUUGGGGCACCGGCGGGGUCUGCCGUUACCCAAGUUUCACUACGAAAAGCUGCAGUUUAACGUGGUGAAGUGUAACACGGAUCUGUCCGACAAUGAGAUUGAGAUCAGUGUGGUGCGUGGCAUCAAUUACAAUGUGCCCAACCCGAAGGAAGUAGAUACUUAUGUCAAAUUUGAGUUCCCGUAUCCGCAGGAGGACCCCCUGAAGGGUAGAACGAACCUGGUGAGGGACACCCACAGCCCGGAGUAUAACUAUACGCAGACGAUCGAGAUACAGCGCAGUCAGCGGAACUGCCAGCGAAUAUUUAAACGCCAUGCACUGAAGUGUGAAGUCUAUUCUAAAGGUGGCUUCCUCCGCGCGGACGUGCUGAUUGGUACGGUGACGAUCAAGCUGCAGCCGUUGGAGACACAGAUCGAAAUUCACGAUUCAUUUCCGCUCAUGGACGGACGACGCACCGUCGGUGGGAAGCUGGAGGUCAAAGUGCGUGUCCGUAAUCCCAUCCUUACCAAGCAAAUCGAGCAGAUUAACGAACGGUGGGUGGUGUUCGAUUCGUAGACACUCAUUUCCGCUCACCGUUCUCGCCCACUUCCGCCCUGGGGACGUUGGGGAAGGCAAUGACGACGACGGCGGCGGCGGCGGCAUAGUGAAGUGCGUUCGUUACGGAAAAUGCAAGCUCACGAACGCGAACGGCAAUCGUGGCUGAAUAAAUUAAAUAACACACACACACACACGGGCCUCCGUCCCCGGUGGUCGCGUGGCGUGUGAGGCGCCGUGUUUGGGCUGAACGACUCGAUGUUAGAAUGUGAUAUUUCCAAAACCGUUUCCCUGUGUCGCGUCCGAUCGAGCGCCUUAACGGGGCACGUCACGGUGCGGUGCCCGGAAGUGCUUCUAUCGGAAGCGAAGGUCGCAUGUAUAGGAACAAUGGCGACACAAUCAUGAAGGAUCAGGUAAUUGCAGUAAUGCGUUAGGCGCUUUUGAGUUGGUGUAUUUUUUUGCUCUUUCUUAACAUAUCGCCGCAAAAUUCAAACACGUAGUCGGGAACCACAAUGUUCUGAAAAUGCUAAAGACAGUGAAUGCAACACACGCUUAAUGUUGAUCUAGUUUCGUAGACUGUACGUCCUAAAAAAAGGCUUCAAGGAAGGAAUCGUCAAUAUCAAGUCAAA
Molecule: messenger RNA, 3238 nt
Organism: Anopheles cruzii
Lineage: Eukaryota; Metazoa; Arthropoda; Insecta; Diptera; Culicidae
Gene: l(2)gd1
Product: coiled-coil and C2 domain-containing protein 1-like
Exons: 5
Coding region: 123-2630 (835 amino acids)
Biological process (GO): regulation of transcription by RNA polymerase II
Cellular component (GO): nucleus
Molecular function (GO): RNA polymerase II cis-regulatory region sequence-specific DNA binding; DNA-binding transcription repressor activity, RNA polymerase II-specific
Source: RefSeq, a predicted model, not a curated record